AUGAUCAGGGCACCCGCACCCACGCCAGCUCCCGUUGCUGAAUCGCAGCGGAGCUUCAACGAGCGUAUUCGCGCUGAGUCGAUCGCGAGCGCAUGCGCGCAACCGUGUGGCAAUGCGGGGCACUGGGACUCAUUUAGCUCUCUUCGCCAGUCCCCUUGUAACGUCUUCAACCCUUCGCAUCACCCGGCGUUCAUCGCCAGUUCCUUCCAUGCUCAGCGUGCCUUUCUGGAAGGUACACCACCCUGCUCCCGUGAACAUUCACUAUCAGGGGAAGCUCGUCUCGUGCUGUUCCUCAGCACUCAAACCCUACAAGAUCCCUUCACUAAGCACUGCCGCGGUGGUGGGACUUCGCUCCACGUUCGUGUUCACUGCAUUAAGCAGCCUGGAGGUGUUCCGUGGCCUGAGCAUUUUCUCUCCAUCGCCCAGCGACUAUCACUGAAAUACCAGCAACCAGCAACCCUCUUCAUCCUGUCUCCACCACUUCACUUCAUGUGA
Molecule: messenger RNA, 495 nt
Organism: Closterium sp. Naga37s-1
Lineage: Eukaryota; Viridiplantae; Streptophyta; Zygnematophyceae; Desmidiales; Closteriaceae
Source: the annotation of a GenBank genome assembly